This is a messenger RNA of Aspergillus bombycis, 1248 nucleotides long. RefSeq lists its product as uncharacterized. The transcript is spliced from 2 exons. The record is from RefSeq and is a predicted model, not a curated record. Lineage: Eukaryota; Fungi; Ascomycota; Eurotiomycetes; Eurotiales; Aspergillaceae. Bases 1 to 1248 code for a protein of 415 amino acids.
AUGACCAUCCACCCAGACACUCAAUCCCUCCCCACAGCAGCCCAAAUCCCCCUCCAAACCUUCCACCUCCCACCCUUCCCCCGCGAAGCAUCCAACCUCAAACACCUAACCCUAACCUCCGACAUCAAGCCUACCGACUACGCAGACCUCCUCGCUGCUGCCACCACCACCACCCAAGACGACGCAGUCCCAGCAGUACCGCCCACUCUCCCCACGGGGAUCCAAUCCCUCACCCUCGAACUCUUCUCGCUAGGCUACCCAGCCCCCUUCCUCACCCACCUGGGCAAAGCCCUCCCCGCCCUCAAAGACCUAACGCUGUACUCCCACCUCAUCGAUGGCGUAAGUGACGCCUCCCGCCGCGACGCAGCGGACUUCAUCCACGGUGCCCUCGCGGGGUUACAUAGUAAGAAUGAGGGCGGAGAUACUAGUACCGGAGGGCUACGGGAACUGCAUCUCCUGGAUGUGUUCUGUCGGAAGGGCUUUAUCGCGGGGAUCGGUGAUAUUCUACAUGAUCUGGAGGACCGGAAAAGAGCGCUCCGUCUCCUGGAGGUGUCGUACACGUAUCGCGGCCAUUCCGAUGGGGAAUUUCUGGACCGGAUCCCCGUGCAGGAGUUGCCGGGGCUGCUGGUUGGGGGGUUGGUGGGGGUGUCGUUGAGGUUGGAGGCUGCUGCUGCUGCUGCUGCUGCUGCUGAUGCGUCUUCACAGGCGGGGUUGGAGGGCAUGCCUGAUGACCCGGCUGAUAUAGAUGAGAACGGAGAGCGGGCUACGAAGAAGCCAGAAGGGAUUGUGCCGGUUGGGUCUGCGCAUGAAGGGACGCGGUUGUUGGUGGAGAGGUUGGGUGGGAUUGGCACUGGGGAUGAGGUGGAAUCUGAAUCCGAGUCAGGGUUGAAGAUGCUGGAUUGCACGCUCUAUGCCCUGUCGCUUGAGCAGCUGGCAUCUGUGCUACGGCGUCAGAGACGGUUGGCGGUUCUCAGUGUUAGUGUUCUGGUCUCGGAGGGGCAGCAUGCGAAGCGAGGGUUAUGGGAGACUCUGAGAUUGGGGGGUGAGCAGCUGGAGGUUGUGGAGGUUGUGGGGGUGCCUGGGCCGGAGGGGAACUAUGUUACGGACUCGGGGAAGUCUGAGGAUCUUUUCCGGGACAUGUUCCCUACGUCGUCAGAUAUGCUGGCUCUUGCUGCUGCUUUGCCGCAUCUGGAGAGCUUUUCCAUGACGAUCCUGAGGGCGCCGGCGUUGGGUCUGUUUCUUGGGUGA